This is a messenger RNA of Schistosoma turkestanicum, 1404 nucleotides long. The record is from the annotation of a GenBank genome assembly. Lineage: Eukaryota; Metazoa; Platyhelminthes; Trematoda; Strigeidida; Schistosomatidae.
AUGUAUCAAAAGAAUAAUCUAACAUGUUUCUUUUUUGAUCAAGUUAAACCACUAAGACAAGAAAUCAAUAGAAAUAAAACAUCUUUGAUGUAUGAUGUAAACAUUAUUGAAAAGAAUAAAGAAGUACAAGCAAAUGCAGAAAAUGUUGAUUUAAAAAAUAACAAUACAAAUGAUCAGUUGUUAAAUGGUACAAACUGUAAUCAUAGUUCUACGAAGAAUAUUAAUCGUUCUAUAACAUUGACAUCCACAAGAGAAAAACCAACACAUUUAAUAAAUAAGGAAUUAAUUUCAAAACAAUUUGAUUAUUAUACAUGGGUUGAAAUAAGUGGAACAAUUAUAAAAGAUCUUUUAACUUGUUUAUAUCAGCAAAAUUUCAGAGAAAUUAAACAUCCUAGAAUAUUAGAUUAUCGUUUGGAUGAAACAUGGGAUGAAUUGAUUUCGAUGGUGGAUCAUUCUCCAAGAGAUUGGCAAUUGCCUGCAAUUAAAAAUGCUUACAAUCUAUGGAUUCAAGAAAAUCCUCCUGAAGUUGAUGCAUAUGGAAUAAAAUUUGAAUCAACCAAAAAAUCACACUCAUCACUUGGUUUUGAAAUUGCUACUACUUAUAUACCUUCACCACGCGGUUCAGUAUUUCGAAAACAAUCAAGCCUUACAAAUAUUGAAAACAUGACUAUUCAUGUGAAAACACCAAAUGAACGAAAAUUAAAUGACAUGCAGUAUACUUCAGAGCGAAUAUCUAAUGCAAAGAAGGUUAAUAAAGAUUAUUCCCCACCAAAAAUUUUAUUAAAUAAUACGUCUUCAGAAUCUUCAAGAUCAACGCAGAAAUUAGAUAGUUUGAAAGAUUCUCUAAAAUAUUCCUCUGUCAACAAAGAAAAUGAAUCAAGUUUAACAAUCGAGAAAGAAUCAAAAAUUUCUAUUUCACCCAUGAAUCGUCCACAGAUUUCCAGUAAACAUAUUCUGUCUACAGGUGGAGACCGAAGAGUCGACAGUAAAAGUAGUGGAUCAUUUACUUUGCAAUUCAUAAUGAGUUCACCAGAAAGUGUACAAAAAGGCUGGAUAAAUGAAAAUAUACUAACUAGUUUUAUGAACACAAUAGAAUGGGCAUGUUCACGCUUGACAAUCGCUUUGAAGAAAUAUGAAGUAUCUUGUAAUUAUGAAAAACUACAAUUUCCUCGUUAUUGUCAACCACAGUAUAUCCUUUAUUCCAGUUUGAUAAACCUCAAACAUUUUAACUUUAUUUCAAGAAAUCCACUAAGUGUUUGCACAAUGAAUUCCUAUACAGAAAUGAAUAACCAUGCCAAAGAUGGUAAUGAUAAUGACAACAAUGAAAUUUACGACAGUACUGUUAACAGUAAUACGUCAGUAGAUUGUCAAUUUUCUGAUAAUAAAAUUGUCCUUACUGUUUAA